CCUGCGCGUCCGCGCUGCUGCCGCGGCGACCAUGAUUUUCUUGCUGGCUUUCUUCGCGAGCAUCUUCCAAACAGCUUUUGCUGGGGUGAAUGAACGCACUUUCCUUGCCAUCAAGCCAGAUGGGGUACAGCGGCACCUGGUUGGCGAGAUCAUCCGGCGCUUUGAGAAGAAGGGCUUCAAGCUGGUGGCGAUGAAACUCAUGCAGGCCUCAGAAGAGUUGCUGAAAGAACAUUACAUCUCCCUCCACGAGCGUCCUUUCUUCAGCCGCUUGGUGAAAUUCAUGAGUUCCGGACCUAUUGUGGCCAUGGUCUGGCAAGGGCAGGAGGUAGUGAAGACUGCGCGCAUGAUGAUUGGCGAAACCGACCCAGCCGAUUCCAAACCUGGAACUAUCCGGGGAGAUUUCUGCAUUGAAGUGGACAAGAACGUGGUUCACGGCAGUGAUUCGGUAGAGAGCGCUCAGCGAGAAAUUGCACUCUGGUUCCAUUCCGAUGAGCUGAUCUGUUGGAAAGACAGCAUGGAGCACUGGAUAUAUGAAUAAAAAAAAAAAUCUCAGGUGUUGCUCCUGUGGUCUGGACUUCCCCAACUUGGAAUCUUCCAAACGUAUUGGACGCUGCCUCGCGUCAAACAGAGCACCAGCUGAGAAAAUCUGUUAUAGCCAUUGAGUCUAACGUUAGAAUAAUAUCUGUGAGCUACAAAAGCAGAAAUAUGCAGAAGUCUUCCAGUCAAAUAUUGUUCUUCAAAUGUCCUUCUUACAGGGCUCCAUUAAGUGUUCCAGCACU
Molecule: messenger RNA, 779 nt
Organism: Candoia aspera
Lineage: Eukaryota; Metazoa; Chordata; Lepidosauria; Squamata; Candoiidae
Gene: NME3
Product: NME/NM23 nucleoside diphosphate kinase 3
Exons: 5
Coding region: 32-538 (168 amino acids)
Biological process (GO): UTP biosynthetic process; CTP biosynthetic process; GTP biosynthetic process
Molecular function (GO): nucleoside diphosphate kinase activity
Source: RefSeq, a predicted model, not a curated record